Molecule: messenger RNA, 789 nt
Organism: Uloborus diversus
Lineage: Eukaryota; Metazoa; Arthropoda; Arachnida; Araneae; Uloboridae
Product: LIM domain-binding protein 3-like
Exons: 4
Coding region: 187-789 (200 amino acids)
Biological process (GO): muscle structure development; actin cytoskeleton organization
Cellular component (GO): stress fiber; adherens junction; filamentous actin
Molecular function (GO): muscle alpha-actinin binding; actin binding
Source: RefSeq, a predicted model, not a curated record
GUUACGAACGACUUCCCCUUUUACAUUCGUAAAAAGGAGAAAAAGUAAUUGUGUUUGUAAUGUUUCCGGCAAAGAAUUCAGGCUUUUGUAGCGCGACCUUUUAAUUGUGAAGUGUCUCGUCGAGAAAUAUUGACAGAUAGAAGCAGAUCAUGUUUAAAUGCCAUGUGAUGAGCAGUUUAAUUUACUAUGUCUGCAAGACGUUUCUAUGUUCAACUGAAUAGUGGAGCGCCUUGGGGAUUUCGCCUGAAAGGGGGGAAAGGAAGCGAUUCACCUCUAGUGAUAGCUAUGGUUAAUUCAAAAGGUCGACAGCAAGGAUUGAGAGAAGGUGACCGAGUGGUUUCCCUCAAUGGGAAAUCCACCGCUGACAUGACGCACGUUGAGGCCCGGCGGGAAAUUAGAGAGUCUGAUAGAAGCCUCGAAUUGCAGAUUGAAAGGUGUACACCUAGCAAAAAAAUGAAUGGAAUGCGUCCCGUUGACGAUUGUGAUAUUUCUCAAAGUGGUUGCCUCAGCUUACCAGUUACGAGUGCCGAAGAUGAAGCCAAUAAUCCAAAUUCCUGGUCCACCGAUUCCACGAGUACUGGAUCAACAACAAUUCAUGUCGGCCAGAACAACUCAGAAGAAACUAACUCCUCAGAAGAAGGUAUACAUUUAUAUUUUGUCAAAUUAUGUGCAAUAUUUCAAUUCAUGGAAUUAUGGAAAGUAUGGAGACUUCGUUUAGAAAGACUUACACCGUAUAGUGUAGUCGUACAAGGUUUCCCAAACUCUAUAGCCAGCGAAGCCCUUUCAUAG